AUGCGGCGCAAAGGUCAAAGACGUCCGUCUAGCGCUGUGGUUUUCAAAGUCUUGGACAGUAAGCCUCCCCCUCCAAGAAAAUUUACAAGACAGCGUCGUCCGCGACAGAACAAUAGCAUAUCUUUUGUUUUAGGCAUAAACAACACUUCACAGUCAAUGGGAGUUGGGCAACAUCACCAUCCAGUAAACCACACUAGACCAUUUUUCUACGUUCAGCCACCAUCUCAGCCUUAUUACAUGUAUCAGUGGCCCAUGAAUCCAUAUGGCCACUAUGGCUUUCCAGGGCCAGCUUUGCACUUUGGUCGUCCCUACAUGGCCCCUUAUCAGUUUAUGCAGUAUCCUGGGUAUGUGAUCCCACAUGCACCCAUGCAGCCAAUUGAUUACAGAAGAAUCAGCCCCCACUUCCCCUCAGUUGCGUCAUAUGAUUUGCGAGUCCGCCACCACUUUCAGCAUCAGGGUACACAGCGUGAGACUGCCUGUUCUGAGGUCCAAACAGACCCUAGUGAUUCAGUCAACAAACUGAUAGACAAAAUUGAGGGUCUCAAGGUCUGUGAACACAAAGCAGGUGACAAGGGGUCUAACGUGGUGGUCUCCUCUACACCUGAUGUGAUUCAGGGAGAGAAACAGCUGACAUGUUUGAAUGAAGAGUCCAAAUUGCAACUUUCAUCUCAGGAAGGCAAGGAGGAGCAGGUCAAUCAAGUCAGGCCCACAACCUACAGUGACUCUGCAUAUGAUGCAGAGUCAAGCCAAGGCAGACUAGAUGAAAGCAUGUUAUCGGAUGCGCUGCCUCUUGACAGUUCCUCUGUCCAUGAGGAAGAGGUUGUGAAUGAGGAUGAAGAUGAUCAACGGAGUGUUGCUGAUGAAACGUGCUGCCAAAAUGAGAUGUUUGCAACCAAUGCCACUGACGAUGUGUUUUGUAGUAGUGUCAAAAGCACUUCUGAUCCAUCAGAGAGACGUGAUUUGGAAAAAGCUGCCUCAAAUGAGGGUGUGGCCUCUGAGCAGGUACGAAAUGUUUCCACUGCUACAACUGUUGUGGAACAUCUGAUAAACCUUUCUGAGGAUUUCGACCUACCAUAUCAAAUUCUUCGCCUGCCCUGCAAUAAGACUACAGCUGGCCUCAGUCUUGAACGAGAGAUUGACCCACUUGUAUACUUUGAUUCUCUAUCUACUCUAUUGCCUCCCCAAAGCUAUUUGUCCUCAAUUGGCGGCGCAUAUUCCUACAGCUACUACCCUCCAGUGGCCCAAGAGCGCCAGAGUGUUCUGAGUCCCUCCAUAGAUGAGCUCUCUUCCAGAGAUGAGAUGUUCUCUACUGAUGUGGAGGAUCUUGAUCUCAUUCCUGGGCAUGUGUAUGUGGGUGGUGGCAGACUGGCUGAAACCAGUGACAUGCCCGUUCGUUCCCGAAAAGAGCUCUUGAGUGUAGAGAGAACUUGCAUGGUCUGUCAGAAAACGUGUGCCUGCUGUGGCUCAAGCCUACAGGAUGAGGGAGGGGUGAGCAAAAUGCCUGAACUCUGCAGCCACCCUGAGAGGGACGUUGCUAAUGAGGUUUCUGAUCAAGAUUGUGAGUAUGGCUUUGAAGGAGAGGUGCGGAGUAAUUGUGAGUCUCCAAGGGUGUUGAAAAGGAAGUGUUGCAGCAGGCACGCACUGCCCCCUUGUGGCCAUCACUGUGCCAAACACAGGCACAGGAAGCUGAUUUGUGAAGGCCAAGAGAGCUGUGAGCUAUGUGAGCAGGCUCGGGUUCACCCCAAAGGAGAGUGCUGUGAAGAGCAUUGUACUCUGGCUAAGGCGGAUAAGCGAAUUCAAAAGGGUGCCUUGUGUAGGCUUUGUAUUGAACGACAAUGGAGAGAGGGUGUUGUGUCUGACCAAAAGAAUUGGGCAAGCUGUGGAGCCAAGCCAAGGUCUUUGAGGCACAUUACUGGACCUCAAGAUCAAGGGAGAGGGGCACUGAGAAGGCCUACUUGUAAGACGUUCCUCCAGCAGAGGCCAAGUGAAUAUGAUGACUGUGAGACAGAAUUUACCUUCUGCCAAAGGGGCAGAGGUGCGCUGAAGAAAAGGGGCACAAGAUAUUAAACCAUUAUGCACUGCUGUUAUGCUUAAAUGUAUUACCCAGUACUUGUGUAAAAUGCACUUCACUAUGAAAUGUACACGUGGACACUGUUCUUUACUGUAUGUAACUGGAAAAGUAUGAUGAUGUUCACCUUGCUGCAUUUUCAGCGCUCAAGUUAAUUUUCUAUUUUGAAUGCAAUUCAUUCAUCUUAAUCUAUUGAGGCUACUUACUAGACCUUGACUUAUGGCCUUUUUUUUCCUCUGUGGCUUGGCCUGAAAGGUGUUUAUCUUGCCUGUGAGAGCUCUUGAAUCUUGGCAUGGUCAAGGACUGGUCCACUGAGACUGUUUCAAAUUUUGGGCACUGGAGAUGCAGCUGGUUUAAGGGGUGAAGGGGGGAAAAAAAGGGAGGCUGGAAAAAUAA
Myxocyprinus asiaticus (Chinese sucker) is the source of this 2464-nucleotide messenger RNA. Its product is annotated as bucky ball-like. NCBI's taxonomy places the organism in Eukaryota, Metazoa, Chordata, Actinopteri, Cypriniformes, Catostomidae. The record is from RefSeq and is a predicted model, not a curated record. The transcript is spliced from 6 exons. The coding region runs from base 1 to 2067 and encodes 688 amino acids.